This is a messenger RNA of Glycine soja, 1641 nucleotides long. RefSeq names its product importin subunit alpha-4-like. The record is from RefSeq and is a predicted model, not a curated record. The coding region runs from base 1 to 1560 and encodes 519 amino acids. Gene Ontology annotation, biological process: NLS-bearing protein import into nucleus. The transcript has 10 exons. Gene Ontology annotation, molecular function: nuclear import signal receptor activity; protein binding. Gene Ontology annotation, cellular component: cytoplasm; nucleus. Lineage: Eukaryota; Viridiplantae; Streptophyta; Magnoliopsida; Fabales; Fabaceae.
AUGUCUCUGCGACCUGGUUCUGGUUCUGCUUGGGCGACAAGGAAGAAAAGCUAUAAGAGUGGAAUUGACCCCCGAGAGAUUCGGAGAAGGAGAGAAGAGGACCUCUUCGGCAUCAGAAAAAACAAACGCCAUGACACUCUCUUCAACAAACGAACACAGACUCAUACUACCCAUUCCCGCAAUACGUUUUUGGAAGCUAUUAGUGCCAUGGUAGACCACAUAUGUUCUGAGUUCCCUCCCGCAGAAUUGGAGAAAACACGUCACGCUGAAAUUCUGUCAUCACUAGCUGCUCAAUGCCCUUCAAUUGAUGAUGUCAUUGAGCAAGGUAUUGUCCCUCGCUUUGCGACGUUCUUGUCAAGGGACGAUGCACCCCAAUUGCAGUUAGGAGCUAUAUUGAUUCUAACCAGUAUUGCUUGUGGAUCAUCCCAACACAAAAGAGUUAUCGUUGAACUCGGUCUUGUUCCCUCCUUUGUGAAUCUUCUCAGCUCUAGUAGCAAUGAUGAUAUCAAAGAAGAGAUAGUAUGCGCUUUAGGGUUCAUUGCCAUUGAUUCCCCGAGCUAUAGGGAUCUUGUUCUUAACCACGGUGUUCUUCUACCGUUAUUAUCUCUGUUGAACCCACUUCCAAGAUUGUCUAUGGUGAGGGUUACUACAUGGACUUUAUAUAGUUUGGUCCGUGGAAAGCCUCCGGUGAAUUUUGAACAGGUAAAGCCUGUCUUGCCUGUCCUUCAUCAACUCAUCCACCAGACCGAUGAAGAAGUUGUAGCAGAUGCAUGCUUGGCUCUCUCUUACCUUUCAGAAGUCUCAAUUGACAAAAUUCAAGAUAUUAUUGAUGCAGGAGUUUGCCCAAAACUUGUGGAGCUUCUGCAGUGUCAAUCAGAUAAAGUUGUUUUACCAGCGCUUCGGACUCUAGGAAAUAUUGUUACUGGUGAUGAUGCUCAGACACAGGUUGUAAUUGAUAACGGAGUGCUCCCGUGUCUUUGCCAAGUUCUUACGCGUGAGUACAAAAAAAUGAUCCAUAAAGAAGCUUGUUGGACAAUCUCAAAUAUCGCAGGUGGGAAUAGAGCUCAAAUACAGGCUGUCAUUAAGGCCAAUAUUAUUCCUCCUCUUAUUCAAAUUCUUCAACAUGCUGAGUUCGACGUCAAGAAGGAGUCUGCCUGGGCGAUCUUGAGUAUCACUGUUGGAGGAUCUCGUGACCAUAUCAGGUUCGUGGCGGCUCAAGGUUGCAUUAAGGGACUAUGUGAUCUGUUGAGCUGUCCAGACCCAGAGGUUGUGUCAAUUUGUCUGGAGGGGCUGGAGAACAUUUUGUGGGUGGGAGAAGCUGACAAGGAAGUGGGACUGCAUGAUAGUGUCAAUAUUUAUGCUCAAAGAGUUGAGGAAUGUGAAGGAUUGGAUAAGAUUCAAAAAUUGCUGGUACAUGACAACGAUGAGAUUUUUGAGAUGGCAUUGAGGAUUUUGAAGAAAUUUUGGCCAGUGUUAGAGAAUGAUUUGGAAGCUAUUUUGGAUCUUCAUAUUGAGCCGGAUGGUGAGGAAUAUAUUUUGGAUAUUCAGAUUGCAAGAUAGUAGUCAGCAAGAUUUUUCUUUCAUGGUUAACCAACCUCACCCUGUGCCCAAGUGGUUUUAAUUUUGGAUCAUAGUAAAGUA